Messenger RNA from Ipomoea nil (Japanese morning glory), 2121 nucleotides. RefSeq names its product titin homolog. NCBI's taxonomy places the organism in Eukaryota, Viridiplantae, Streptophyta, Magnoliopsida, Solanales, Convolvulaceae. The transcript has 7 exons. Bases 307 to 1971 code for a protein of 554 amino acids. Gene Ontology annotation, biological process: chromatin remodeling. The record is from RefSeq and is a predicted model, not a curated record. Gene Ontology annotation, cellular component: Ino80 complex.
CGCACGAGAGGGAAGCAAGGAACAUGGCAAUUGUAUUGAGAAAGAGGAUGAUGAUGAUGAUGAUUAAUCUGAGUGCAUAUAGUCCUCCGCGUAUACUACCACUUGCCCCACAGCUUCUCUUAACCCUGCCACCAUCCAUCACCUGUCACCCUAAAUUACAGAAAUACCCUCCAGCCCUAGGCCAUUUUCGUUUUCUUCUCUGCCUUUCAACUUUCAUGCUCCCUUGCCUCAUCUCUACCGCCUUCUGAAGCUUCUGCGCGAUACCCAGAAGCUUUAAAAGGGUUUUGGUAAACAUUUUCUGGCAGUAUGGAUAAUUUUGAAGUUGUCGCCGUGGACAGUGGUGACGGAAAACCUUGUAGAAGAAAGCGUAGUAAUCUAUAUCGGCGUCCUCAAAUUGACUCUCAUUCUCCUCCAGAUUACUGUGGUAGCUCUUCUAUGUCAUCAACGCUGCCAUCGGAUAGUCAGAGCAAAGCAUCAAGUGGUGAUAACUUUGAUCAUGGUGCUGUUUCGGGGGCAUCAUACUCUAACAUUAAUGAACCCGAAUAUUACCCAAAUACUGGUGUGAAGGAAACCCAUGAAUUUUCUGCCAAAAAUGAUAGUCAGGGCAUGCAUCCAACCAGAGUAAUUAAAGAUAACCAAGCAACACCUACGGUGAGCGGUGUUGAAACAGGUGGAAUGAUAACAAGUGAUUACCAUUCUGGACAAUUAGGAGUAGCGUCACAUGGAGUUGAAAGUAACAGUAAAGUUAAGAAAGUGAAACUUAAGGUUGGGGGUGUUGUUCGAACCAUACACACAAACACUGGUGCUGGGCCUUCGUUGACUAAGUCGUCUUCCUCUUCAAGUGUCCCCCAUCAACGGCAUAAGGAUAGUUCAGACAAGGGAAUUGGUUUGCAGGGUAUUCCAUGGAAGGACUUCUCAAAGAGUGGUUUUAGUUUUGGAAGAUCAAAUUCUUCAGGGGAUAUCCCUUUGAUGCAAUCUGCUAAAUACAAGCCAGCUCGUAAGGGCAAACAUGUCUCUAAAACAUCCCAAUUAGGUGAAUUAUACAAUACUGAAGAUGAUGAAGAUGACAACGAUGAUGAGAUUCGCUAUCUGGAAAAAUUAAGGACUUCCAAAUUUGCAGCUAGUUAUGGUGGAGAAAAUGAUGAAGACGAAGAAGGAAGUAAAAAGCUGCUGAGGAUUUCAAAAGUCUUGAAUCAGAGUGCCAAUGUUUAUGAUGUGAAACCAAGGGAUUACAACUCAAAAGCACGCAAAGAGAGAAAGAAUACGAAAUCAGUUAGAGCAUUUGAGGAUAAUGCUGAUUAUGUAGAAGAAGAGGAGUCAUUAUCUGAUGCUGAGUUAAGACCCAAGAAGAAACAUUGUAAGGAUUUAACUGAUAUCUUAGGAACUGCAAGGAAUGAAAUGGCUAUGACUACACGAAGGCGUGCUCUUCAAACUGGCAAGGAAGUAUCAUCGCUAUCGAGUAUGAGUGCAAUUGAAUUCCCUCAUGGACUACCCCCUCCACCUAAAAAGCAAAGGGAAAAACUCUCAGAAGUUGAACAACAGUUGAAGAAAGCGGAGGCUGCUCAAAGACGCAGGAUGCAAGCUGAAAAGGCUGCCCGGGAAUCCGAGGCCGAGGCAAUCAGGAAAAUCUUGGGUCAAGACUCUAGCAGGAAGAAGCGAGAAGAGAAACAGAAGAAGAGACAAGAGGAGUCAGCACAGGAGAGGAAUGCAAGAGCUGCAGCACAUCCAUCAAAUGCUAUCAGAUGGGUCUUGGGUCCCUCGGGAACAGUCGUGACUUUCCCUAACGAGAUAGGCCUCCCAAGUAUAUUUGAGCCCAAGUCUUGCAGUUAUCCUCCACCACGCGAAAAAUGUGCAGCUCCAUCUUGUACAAAUGCAUACAAGUAUCGCGAUUCCAAGUCAAAACUUCCACUUUGUAGCCUUCAGUGCUACAAGGCAAUACAUGAGAAGCUGGAACCAGUUGGUGCUUGUUGACACUUGAGUGUGCCAUUUACUAUGCAACAUUUAGUAGAUGAUUGAUGAAAAGAAUAUUUGUAGAUAAUGUAGAAUUAUCAUGUGCUACUAACAUUGCUUUUUGUUACCUAAAAUUGAAAAUGAUUCCACUCCACCCAGGGGAAAAACAAA